UCUCGACGGCCCACUCCCUCACACCCCGCCAACCUCAGCCGCCGAUUCCGCCCCCCCUUGCCAAUUGGUCUCCCAUGGCUUCUCUUGCCGCGGCAUGUAGGGUGUCGGCACGCGCUGCGUCGCAGCAGCUGCGCAACCAUGGCGCGAGGCGAGCACUGCACGCUGGUCAGCCCUCGCUGGCUGCUCAGAACUUCAACAUGCCCGCGCUUUCUCCGACGAUGACCGAGGGCAACAUCGCGAACUGGAAGAUCAAGGAAGGUGACUCGUUCUCCGCCGGCGAUGUCCUACUCGAAAUCGAAACGGAUAAGGCUCAAAUGGACGUUGAAGCACAGGACGACGGUAUUCUCGCGAAGAUCAUCUUGGGCGACAACUCCAAGGCGGUUCAGGUUGGCCGUAGGAUUGCUGUGACCGCGGAGCCUGGUGACGACCUCAGUUCGCUCGAGAUCCCUCAAGAGAACGCCGCCCCCAAGAAGGCAGAGACUGCCCCGAAGCAGCCUAAAGAAGAGUCUAAGCCAGUUCCCAAAGAAGAGCGAACGUCAACACCGCCUCAGAAGUCUGGCAAGGUCUCCAGCGGCAAGGCCACCAAGCAAACGUACCCUCUCUACCCUUCAGUUGAGCAUCAGUUGAAGAUAAAUGGGCUAUCUAAGGCAGAUGCGGACAAGAUCCCAGCAACUGGACCUGGUGGAAGGCUGCUGAAGGGUGACGUGUUGGCGUACGUUGGCAAGAUUCAGGAAUCGUAUCCCUCAGAGCUGGCAGAGAUCUUUAAACAGCGCUCUCAUCUUGACCUGUCAAACAUCAAGGUCAUGCCCAAGAAGGAGGCGCCCGCAAAGAAGCCCGCAGCAGCGACUGAAACACCCAAGGUCGUGCAAGACCUUCCUGUUGAGAUCGCCCUUCCCAUCUCCCUCACAGCUGUCACUCAGUGCCAGAAGCGCGUCAAGGACUCUAUUGGCGUGUUCCUGCCUCUGACUACUUUCAUCGCCCGCGCCGCGGAGCUUGCAAACGAGGACCUGCCCAGGUCAAAGACCGCCAAGCCUACCGCGGACGAGCUGUUCAACGCUGUCCUUGGUCUUGACAAGGUCUCAGGAAGGGCUUUCUCGCGUGGUAAUUUUGUUCCUCAGAUGGUUUCGCUGCCUCCCACAGCCGUAAGCACGCGACCGUCAAGCGUCAAGAAGCCCGAUGUCUUCGACUUCCUCACAAGCAAGCAGCCAACAACUCGUCGUGUGAAGCCAGUCGUUGGGGCGGAGAAUACCAUUGGACCCCUGAAUGUGUUCAGCGUCAGCGUGCCCAAGGGCGACGAGAAGCGAGGGCGCGUUUUUUUGGAGCGUGUGAAGGCUGUUUUGGAGGCUGAACCUGGCAGGCUGGUUGUCUGAUUUUACACUCGAAUACACCGCGUUGUAUCAUACUGCAUCUCACUACCAUUUAGACUGGCAAGAGUCGACAUAGACACGCCUUGAAAUGUAUUCAUGUAUCCUUUCUUAGCAACUGCAUUGCGCGUCCCCUUCGGGUAAUUAUUACCAUUGCGCUAGCCGUCCUGCUCCGAUCGCGCCCGCGAGUUCGCAAUGCAAGCCCCAC
Messenger RNA from Boeremia exigua, 1572 nucleotides. RefSeq lists its product as uncharacterized. Gene Ontology annotation, cellular component: pyruvate dehydrogenase complex. Gene Ontology annotation, biological process: pyruvate decarboxylation to acetyl-CoA. NCBI's taxonomy places the organism in Eukaryota, Fungi, Ascomycota, Dothideomycetes, Pleosporales, Didymellaceae. The transcript has 3 exons. Gene Ontology annotation, molecular function: dihydrolipoyllysine-residue acetyltransferase activity. The coding region runs from base 75 to 1370 and encodes 431 amino acids. The record is from RefSeq and is a predicted model, not a curated record.